AUGGGACUCAGCACCGGGGUGACGGUCGAUGUUACCGCGGAGGAGAUGCAGGACUUUCUCCGACUGCGCCCGGUUCAUAUCGAGGAACGUAGCUACCGGCAGAUAGGUGGGGACCACGGCAUUCACCUCGCAGCGAGGCCGAAGCCGGGGACCCGCUACCGGGAUCCACCGGAGGUCAAGGACCUCUACAGACAGGCAAAGCAUAGUGGCAGUGAGGACUACCGGGAGAUCAAGCAGGAGGCCAGUGGGGACACCUGGGCAGUCCACAUGUCAGAGGAAGCCUACAGCGCGGGGCACGAACCACAUGAAUGGACGGUCGCCCACUUUAAACAGCUCUUCACAGAACCUAAGCUGGAGCCGCUUCCGAAGUGGAACAGAAGCACCAGCGACUCGGAACCCUUCAGCAUGAGUGAGCUGGAAGCAGCAGUCCAGAAAGGCAAGACGGGUAAAUCGGUGGGAGGCGACCUCACCUCCUUUGAGCUCCUGCAAGGCCUCAUGAAGGACAGACCCACGGCAGAGGCCAUACUGAACUGGAUGGAAGGCAUCCGGAGAGGGGGGACCAUCCCACCAGAGUGGCUGCAUACCAUCGUCACGCUGCUCCCCAAAGUUACCGCGCCCAGCGGUCCAGGAGACCUCCGCCCGAUCAGCUUGGGGAGCGCAGUUGGUAAGGUAUAUGGUACCAUGCUCCUACAGCGUACCAGGGCCGCGAUCGGGCCGAUAGGCCCGGAGCAGUGCUCUCACUCAGGACGCCAGACGGCCGACUACGUGUUCGCAUCGAUCAGAUCCUUCCAGCUUGAUACCGAGUGGCGCUGGGGACUCCACUGGGUCAAGCUUGAUAUCAAGAAGGCCUUCGAUAGCUUGAACCGAUCCAAGGCCCUAGAACAUCUGCGUCAGGUACUGCCGGCACACGUGCACCUGGAGUUUGAGAGCUGGCGUCAACUACUUGCACCCGGCAAGGCAACCGUCCGAACGCCGUGGGGCGAGGGACAUGUAAGCCAGACAAGGGGGAUCAGACAGGGUGCAGUAGAGAGCCCCUGGCUUUUCUCCCUAACCAUGGAACUAGCGCUCAGAGAUGCACAGUCAACUCGAGGGUGGCCUCGGAGGCUUGGGGCGGCGCCCGACCUUGAGCUAUCCGAACUGCUCUUCAUGGACGACAGCAUCAUGUGGGCAGGGGACCAGGCCAGCCUCCUGGCGAAGUACAACAUCCUCAAGCGUAGCCUCAGUGAAUGGGGGCUCCAGGUCAAUCCCAAGAAGACGGCCUAUUACGCGAGCCCGCAUGCCACGGAGAAGGGCCCACUUACCUUGGAUGGAGUCGAGGUUCAACCUCGGGAGAGCCUAGAAGUCAUGGGCCUUGCCCUGAGCGUACCCCUCAGGCCGGCUAGCCUCAUGGACGCAGCCCUGGCAAAGGAACGUCUGAAGCUCUUCGCCUCCACAGUGGGCGGUGCAGCACUGUGGUACUCUUCGGCAGCCCCCCCCAGCCCUCAAGCGCUUGGAGCAGUAAACAGCAUGCAGCUGGAACUUGUCUCCCGCAUGGCGGGGUUCAAGAGGCGCAGUUCCGAAACCUGGCUAGAAUACCACACCCGAAGCCGGAGAGCAGCGAGACAGCUGCUGGCCAACAACCAACAGCCGCGAUGGAGCUCGCUCUGGCUGCAAAGGUACUGGAAUUACAAAGGCCACGUUGCCAGAGGUGCCGCCCGAGAACAGCCUCCAGCAAGCAGCGUCAUCGACGCCUUCCGCACCUACCAGUGGUGGAAGCGACAGCAGAGGACUGCAGAUGGACUGCGUCACCCCGCCUCGUUCUACCCUUACCUUUCCAACGACGAGCUGCGACUCAACAGGGCGGCUGGGUGUGACGAUUGGCGGCAGCUCGAGGCCGACCCCAAGGCCUGGCAGCAAGCUCAAGCAGAGUGGCUCCGCAGAGAGGAC
Molecule: messenger RNA, 1926 nt
Organism: Symbiodinium necroappetens
Lineage: Eukaryota; Dinophyceae; Suessiales; Symbiodiniaceae
Source: the annotation of a GenBank genome assembly